Messenger RNA from Elaeis guineensis (African oil palm), 849 nucleotides. The record is from RefSeq and is a predicted model, not a curated record. NCBI's taxonomy places the organism in Eukaryota, Viridiplantae, Streptophyta, Magnoliopsida, Arecales, Arecaceae.
AUGUCGUACUUUUUUCAGACUGAGCUUUUCCAGUCGCAGAAGAAGCCUCACAUCACGGGAACCAAGGUCCGUCGAAUAUAUGGCGACAAACUUGCGAAGAUCCACAUCCCCAUUCCGUGCCCAGACAACCCCCAAAAAUCGCUUGAAAUUCAAGAUGAAAUUGUCCGAAUUUUGGACAAAUUCGCCGAGCUGACAACCGAGCUGACAACCGAGCUGGCAGCCGAGCUGACAGCCCGCAAAAAACAAUACAACUACUACCGGGACGGAUUGUUGAGUUUUGAAGACGGGGCCGGCGAGUGGAAGACGGUGGGGGAUCUUGCAGAGAACCUGGACUCCUUGCGCAAGCCGAUCACGAGUGGUCUAAGAGAUCGAGGCAAUAUUCCAUACUAUGGUGCAUCAGGAGUUGUUGAUUACGUCAAGGACCACAUCUUUGACGGCGAUUUAUUGCUCGUCUCCGAAGAUGGCGCCAAUUUGUUGGCGCGAAAUACCCCAAUCGCAUUCAGCAUCAGUGGAAAGAGUUGGGUGAAUAACCAUGCUCAUGUACUGAAAUUUGAAACCUAUGCGGAGCGUAAGUACGUUGAGUAUUAUUUGAACAGUAUUGACCUAACUCCCUACAUCUCAGGGGCGGCUCAACCAAAGCUGAACAAGAAGAAUCUCGAAAGUAUUGGCAUCCCGAAUCCUUCACUUGAACAGAAGAUGCGGACCGUCGCCAUGCUCGACAAAUUUGAGGCUCUCACCAACUCUCUCACCGAAGGUUUGCCCCGCGAAAUCCAGUUGCGCCAAAAGCAAUACGAGCAUUACCGCAAUUUGCUGUUUAGCUUCCCCAAGUUGAAAGAGGCAGAGGCAUAG